AUGGUCUUCAUAGUAAAGUCUUCUGCUACACGUUCUAGUUCCCCAUCUACCCUCACAUAUGGGAGCUCAGAUGCAGUGCAUGAGCUUAAUUAUAUCCCUUUUGCAAAGGCCUCAAGGGCUUUUGUCAGGCAAACUGAUGACGCUUCCAGUCCUCAUUCACCUGUUAUAAGCCAAUGGUCAGCUACAAACAUUGGGGAUGCCAAAGUGCCCAAGCUAGACGAUGCACUAGAAUAUGAUGAGAUAGCUCCUCCAUGCGUACAGGAUCUCGAAAAAAGACCGACUUGCUUCGACAACUCUUCAAAUCCCACAAUUUAUUUUCCUUCUAUUGCCUUGAAAGCAAAUGGGUCACAGCAAGAUAUGGUAGACUCCGCUGUGGCUGGGAGUGAUAUUCAGCAACCAAGUGAAAGUGCUACAGAGUAUUUCCAACAUUACACUGAUACAAGUUUUUCCAAUCAAAAUUUUGAUAAAGAUCAGUACCAGUAUCAACGCAAUAGCGAGUCUGCGAUUGUAAUCGAGUUACCGCCGCCACGCCUUGGAACUAGAAGACCACGUAAGCUUCAUGGAAGCUGGAGCUUAAAUCGAAAGUACGAAAAAAUGAAGCAUGAUAUGGAUCUGAUGGUGCAGAAUGAAUCUUUGCAGAGACGGCAACAAAUGAAUGUUCCCACAUAUAUCUACAAUAGCCCAACUCCGGCAUUUGAGCAGUCAGUGCAAAGGGCUAUUAAGGCAGACUUCAAUCCCUACAGAAAUCUUGCUACUCCAGGUUUUCCGGUCCACACAGAUCUCGGUAGUAGGCAGCCAAGUUUUUACCAAGGAUAUCAAUCUAUGCUCAAGCAGGGAAAAAUAAAUCAAGGACCCUACUCAACGAGUUUAAAUGACUUGCAGAAUAAGCGUGCGCGGCUUGAUUCGAGGCUCUGUCAUCCAGGUUACUCAGUUGACAUAUCAAAUGUAGCGCCUAUUGAUAACGGCGUUUUUUCUUUGCCCCACUUUCGGUUUUCAUCCUCAGCAUCGAAUCACGCCCUAAGGGCAUCUACUAAGGUUUCUGCUCAAUAUUUGCCUUACUCCAGCCCAGGGACGAUGGCAUCACUGGAAGAUGGAUUCGAUGAUAAUCCAGUAUUCGAACAUGUGCCUUUGAGUGAUGAAACUUUACUGACUGAGUCUAUAAAUCCACUUCUUGAUGUUGGUGGAUCAUUUCAAUUCAGAUCCCAACCGGGGGCAUCAAAUCCACAGGUGAUGCAACGCCGGAAGAGAGGUAGUGAUGACGUUCGCGAGGAGGAAGAGCAGGGACAACAUACAAUAGACUUUACGGGUAAUUCGUGUACAGACAGUUCAUUAGAUCAUCGACCGCAAAAGUCAGUCGGUUUGGUUGAUCGGAUCCACCAAGUUGGGUCAGAGAUCCGAGCUUCUGUAUCUGCAGCCAUCCCAAGGUUUGGAGGCUCAAUUCUACGAAACAUGGACAAAGAAGAAGAAAGACGGCAGCUGCGUCUGAGAUCGAGAUUUGGCCUGGGUAUACCGUGCAUUCAACGACGGCCUAGGGAUUUGACAAAGUCGUUUCCAAAGCUGGUAAAUAAACAUCUGACCUCAGGAGGAAAUAAAACUUCAGAUUUGCAAAGGAGUAAUAGUGACCACAAUCCUUCAGCUGCUCCGACCCUGAACAUGGAUAGUGAUUCAGCAAACCUAUCGAAUUCAAUCAUGCCUCCUGCAUGCGAAGGAUGCAUGCUACCGGCAACUCCUUCCUCAGUUACGAAAGACGUGGUUUUUCCUAGUGAUAAACGGCCACACAGUGGUGAUGAAAUAAAAUCAACAGACCAGGAUAUGCACCGCAUUUCGCUUCUUGAGCAAGAGAUAAAGAGCGUCGUUGAAUAUUGA
Messenger RNA from Lobosporangium transversale, 1866 nucleotides. RefSeq lists its product as hypothetical. NCBI's taxonomy places the organism in Eukaryota, Fungi, Mortierellomycota, Mortierellomycetes, Mortierellales, Mortierellaceae. The record is from RefSeq and is a predicted model, not a curated record. The coding region runs from base 1 to 1866 and encodes 621 amino acids. The transcript has 4 exons.